This is a messenger RNA of Aedes aegypti (yellow fever mosquito), 2501 nucleotides long. Its product is annotated as extensin. NCBI's taxonomy places the organism in Eukaryota, Metazoa, Arthropoda, Insecta, Diptera, Culicidae. Bases 320 to 2299 code for a protein of 659 amino acids. The record is from RefSeq and is a predicted model, not a curated record. The transcript has 3 exons.
CUGCUCAGUUAGUAUUUGCACGCCGUCGUCGUCGGAAGAAAAACGUGGUGGAAAUCCGCCUUCGAGUUGUUGAAGAAGAUAUCUAGCUGGGAUCUUUUGGGCAAGUGUUGGAUCGAAAGGGCGAUCACGACCCAGUGUAUAGUGAGUGUGGUUCUGCCCACUUGAUGCGAUUAACAUCAAGAAUCCGUAUUAGGCAACGAGUCGUGAUCGUGGACACUUGAAGGCGCAAGUGGUGUCGUGAAAGUGUUGUUUUAUCGGUGCAAAAUCUUUGCACAAGUUGAGAUUGGCGCUGAGGGAGAAUUAAAAACUCACAACAACGAUGAAGCGGCACCAAUCCAGGCGAAUUGCGUUCUUUGUGCUGCUGCUGGCGGUGACGACGAUACCGGCAUUAGUUCCUGCUCAACAGUAUACCGGCGUCAAAUCUGUAUCGUCAUCACCUCCAGAUAGCACCUUAGGGGAAGCGAAGUCACCGGAGAAGACAGGCGGUGGAACAACGUCAGGGAUCUCCGCCAGAUCGAUCGACAAGUUCAAAGCCAAUGAGCUACCUGAGGGUGAUAGCAAGAUCAUUAAACUAGCGAUAAAGCAGAUUGAGCCUCAGGUCACAUCCGGCUCCAGAGGUGCCAGGAACCUGGGCUUCUCGGCUGAUGCCUCGUUGAAUGCGAUUCCUGGAGGUUUGAAUAACGAGUUGACAAAUGGGGACUUCAAAGUUCCUGUUACACCAGCAUCGACCGUAGCGAAAGAUAGCUAUGGUAAUCCCGUUACUCCUUAUGCAGAUCUAGGCUCGACAGGACUGGACUCCGCCGGAUUCAUCCCAGAUAUCAAUAGGGACACACUACAGGGAUUCAGCAACAACAACAACCAAUACAGUCAUUUGAACUUCAAAUUACCUAGUUAUGCUUCUGGCAUUAUUGAACCUGUACUGCUUCCGCCGAUCGCGUCCGGAAAUUUUCAACCACCGCAAGGCCAAUCGCAAUUUCCCUUCCACCAAACAACAACAAAAGCUCCUACAACUGCAUUCCAGUUUGUAUCUAACGCCAAAAUCCCUUCUGUAGAUGAUGGUCAGAUUCUUUUCGCUCAAAAACCGUUAAAUGGACUAAUCCCCCCACUUUUCCCGGGAGAACAACUGCCGGUGUAUAAAGUCGAAGUCGGAACCGAACGUUCGCCCAUAUUUGUGAAGGACCCAUUUUCAUCGCCUUCAUUAGAUAAAGGGCUUACUCUGCCUUAUGACAAACCACCUGUUAACUUCAAUCAAGGCUCACCGCAAAACUCCCAAGUUCCACUUCAGGUACCUCUAUCCUUAGAACCUUUACCACCGCAACAAGCCCACACUCCUCAAUAUCAUCAAACUCCUCAACAACCUCAGUUCCAUCCUUCGACUCAAUCCCAUCAACCUCCUCAGCAGCCGCAGUUCAAACCAACACAAGCUUCUGUUCAAAAGUUUACUGGAUCAUUCGGUGGCGCACCUGGACUUCUCGGAAAUCAGCAAAACCUCGGAACUGCUUAUACCUCAACUCCAAAACCAGCACAACCCCAAGCUCCACAGACCUAUCCAACUCCUCCUCCUACUCAUUUCAUCCCUACUGUAUCUCAGACAGCCACUCCAACCAAAGCCCCUAACAAAUUUACUGGCAGUUUCGGAGGUGCACCAGGGUUCCUUGGUAAUCAACAAAACCUCGGUACGGCUUACACUUCCACUCCUAAACCCACUCAACAAGGCGUCCCUCAAGCUCCUUCAUCCCAACCAACAACCAAUUUCUCUCCAGUUAUCCACCACUCCAAUCCCACUCAAGCCCCCAACAAGUUCACCGGUAGCUUUGGUGGAGCCCCUGGCUUCCUUGGUAACCAGCAGAAUCUUGGCACUGCCUACAAACCCACAACUCCCAUCCCGACAACUCAACAGAGACCCAUGUCGUUCCAUCCCCCACCACCACCUCCUCCGUCCUCAGCACCCUUGUACCCACAAACUCAAGUACCCAGCAUCAUCCGCCCUCCAAGUCCCUUCCAACCUCCUCCACAGCAGCAACAGCACCGACCCGGUCAAUACGUCGGGAACAAAUUCAGCGGAAGUUUCGGAGGUGCCCCAGGGUUACUGGGUAACCAGCAGAAACCGGGAACUCACGUGAAACCCGAUGGCUCUAUUCUGCCUCCGUCCGGACCGGGUAUUACGGGACCAAGCUCAACGGCUGCUGUUGGUUCGACUGUUCAUAGGCCUGCGGCACCUAGCAGCGGCAGUACAUUUACCGGAAGCUUCGGAGGUCCACCGGGUGUUCUGCGUCCGUUCGAUAAUGUUAAAGGAUAGGAUGGGAGGCGAAGCCAAGAGGGGACAAAAUGAGGUUACCGAGAAAGUAUUCGAAUAAGCAACAGUGAGCAGCAGUUAGAUCAUAUGCAUACGAAUGUAUUUUAAGUUUAGGAUUAAGUAAAUUUCUAAGAAUAUAUCAGAAUAAUGAUGCAUUUAGAAUGGAUACGAUUUAUGGAAUGCAAUAAAUUAUGUUCAAAACUGA